This is a messenger RNA of Panicum virgatum (switchgrass), 1776 nucleotides long. Its product is annotated as mitochondrial import inner membrane translocase subunit TIM50-like. The transcript has 10 exons. Gene Ontology annotation, molecular function: phosphoprotein phosphatase activity. NCBI's taxonomy places the organism in Eukaryota, Viridiplantae, Streptophyta, Magnoliopsida, Poales, Poaceae. Bases 134 to 1264 code for a protein of 376 amino acids. The record is from RefSeq and is a predicted model, not a curated record.
UCGCAUCGCCGUCUUCUCCGCGUCCUCGCCUAAACCCUGCGCUAGAAACCAAAACCUAAACUAAACCCCCGAACCUGUUUCUUUUCGUCUUCUUCCCCCGCAAGUCACGGGCCUCGCGGCCACGCCGAUCGCCAUGUCGCGCGCCCUCCUCCGCCACCGGCGCCUCCUCUUCCCGGGGGCGCGGGGCGGCGCCGCCCACCCUUUCGUCGCCGCCAUCUCCGCCUCCUCCUGCUACACCGCCCGGUUCGCCUCUACCUCCGCCACCGCAGCGGCGGCCGCGGGCACCCAAGCGGACCCCGCGGCGGCCGCGUCCCCCGCCGCAGCGGGCGAGCAGCCGAGACAGCCGCCUCCCCCCGCGGCGCGCGGGCGGUGGGGCCUGCUCAAGUUCGGCGCCCUCGCAGCGGUCGCCGGAGCCAUCGGCGGCGUCGGAUACGCCACCUACGCGUAUUCGCUGCCGGAGGUCGAGGAGAAGACGCGGGAGUUCAGGAGGAAGAACAACCCAGCGCCGCCCGUCCCUGAGGAUGCUUCCGCGUUCGAGAAGUACAAGGCUCUGGCAUACUCAACAGCUAUGAAAGUUCCCAUUGCAGCAAUAGAGCUGUACUUGGAUGUUAGGGGCACAAUUGAAGACCAUGUCAGGGGCUUUACUGAACCCACAUCAGACAAACUGCUACCAGAUCUACUUCCUCAAGAUCAGCAUGUCUUCACAUUAGUUCUUGAUCUGAAUGAAACUCUUGUCUACUCUGAUUGGCAGCGUGAGAGAGGAUGGAGAACUUUUAAGAGGCCAGGAGUUGAUGCAUUUUUGGAACAUAUGGCAAAAUUCUAUGAAAUUGUUGUGUAUUCUGAUCAGACACCUAUGUAUGUUGAACCUGUGUUUGAGAGGCUGAACUCAAGUGGUACCAUUUCACACAGGUUAUCAAGACCUGCAACUAAGUACCUGGAUGGAAAACAUUAUCGGGAUUUGUCAAAGUUGAACAGAAACCCUAAACAAGUUAUUUAUCUCAGCGCCCAUGCUCUCGAGACUUGCUUGCAACCUGAAAAUUGUGUUGAAAUCAAACCUUUUAAACUUGAAAAUAAUAAUGACACCCAGCUGCUGGAUCUCAUUCCAUUUCUCGAGUAUGUUGCUAUGGCUAGACCUUCUGACAUUAGGACAGUGCUUGCAUCCUAUCAAGGACAUGAUGUUGCUGCUGAGUUUAUCGAGCGUUCAAAGGAACACCAGAGGCGAAUAAACGAGCAGAGCAAACAUGGACGCUUAUGGAGACGGUGAAGGAUCCUGGAAGGAUAAUGGACUGAUUGAUUUGUGAAUCCCUAGUGGUGGUGGUGUUUCUGAAAGAAAAGCAUUCGGAACCUUUUGUCCUCUUCCAUAGUCAAAUGUUGGCUGCUCUGUAGGGAUGUCUUCUAGUUUUGGCAGUUUAGGUUUGCCCUUUGGCCCGAUUGAGUCAUUCUAGAAUCAUCGGUUGAAUGAUCAAUAUUGAGACCAUGCGAUUCAAAUGUUGCUUUGAUGGAGUUGUCAGCACGUGCUUCCUAUAUGCUGAAAACUGAAAUGGGGAUGUUUUUCCGGUGUUCAUAGCAUCUCCCGUCAACAUUUUUUUGGGUUAUAUGCUUGAUCUGCAGGUGUUCUCAGAUCUGUAGAAUCGAAGGGAUUUGCCUUUUUGUCGACAUGUAACAGUGGAUCUUUAUGUGGGAAACCUUGAUACCGUAAACGCUGUUUACCCAUUCAUUCAGUCAACCGAGUUGAUUUUUUUAUUAGUUGCUCUUGUAAAUUGUUGGAGCAGCAGA